This is a messenger RNA of Vicugna pacos (alpaca), 1298 nucleotides long. RefSeq names its product galactokinase 1 (gene GALK1). Lineage: Eukaryota; Metazoa; Chordata; Mammalia; Artiodactyla; Camelidae. Gene Ontology annotation, biological process: galactose metabolic process; carbohydrate phosphorylation. Gene Ontology annotation, molecular function: ATP binding; galactokinase activity. Gene Ontology annotation, cellular component: cytosol; cytoplasm. The record is from RefSeq and is a predicted model, not a curated record.
AUGGGGAGUCAGAUCAUGACUGCCUCCCAAUCAAAGCUUGAAAGCCCGAGGCUUUUCUCUGGCCAGUUGCCUGCAGAAGAGUCCCAGGCUCGAAGAGCCUUUCUGGAGGAGUUCGGGGCCGAGCCCGAGCUGGCCGUGUCGGCACCGGGCCGCGUCAACCUCAUCGGGGAGCACACGGACUACAACCAGGGCCUGGUGCUGCCCAUGGCUCUGGAGCUUGUGACCGUGCUGGUGGGCAGCCCCCGGGCGGAUGGGCUUGUCUCCCUCCUUACCACCUCUGAGGAUGCCGAUGAGCCUCGGCGGUUGCAGUUUCCACUGCCCACAACCCAGCGGCCACUGGAACCAGGGACCCCCCACUGGGUCAACUAUGUCAAGGGGGUGAUUCAGCACUACCCAGCGGCCCCCCUCCCUGGCUUCAGUGCAGUGGUGGUCAGCUCAGUGCCCCUGGGGGGUGGGCUGUCCAGCUCAGCAUCCCUGGAAGUGGCCACGUAUACCUUCCUGCAGCAGCUCUGCCCAGACUCGGGGGCAAUAGCUGCCCGGGCCCAGGUGUGUCAGCGGGCCGAGCACAGCUUCGCAGGGGUGCCCUGUGGCAUCAUGGACCAGCUCAUCGCACUGCUGGGGCAGAAAGGCCACGCGCUGCUCAUUGACUGCAGGUCCCUGGAGACAAGCCUGGUUCCGCUGUCGGACCCCAAGCUGGCUGUGCUCAUCACCAACUCCAAUGUCCGCCACUCACUGGGCUCCAGUGAAUACCCACUGCGGCGACGCCAGUGUGAGGAAGUGGCCCGGGCGCUGGGCAAGGAGAGCCUUCGGGAGGUGCAGCUGGAGGAGCUGGAGGCUGGCAGAGAGCUGAUGAGCAAGGAGGCCUUCCGGCGGGCACGGCACGUGGUGGGUGAGAUCCAGCGCACGGCCCAGGCAGCGGCCGCCCUGAGCCGUGGGGACUACAGAGCCUUCGGCCGCCUCAUGGUGGAGAGUCACCACUCGCUCAGGGACGACUAUGAGGUGAGCUGCUCUGAGCUGGAUCAGCUGGUAGAGGCUGCGCUGUCUGCACCCGGGGUUUAUGGCAGCCGCAUGACGGGUGGUGGCUUCGGUGGCUGCACGGUGACCCUGCUGGAGGCCUCUGCUGCUUCCGCAGUGAUGCGGCACAUCCAGGAGCAGUACAGUGGUACCGCCACCUUCUACCUCUCCCAGGCUGCUGAUGGCGCCAAGGCUCUGCGCUUGUGAGGCCCUUGCCCAGGACAGCACACAGCAGGCUUGCCCUCCAGUCUGGGUGUUCAAUAAACUUGUACCUCUGACUAUGA